GUCUGGCAAACCAGCCGUACGUAUUCUAGAACUAGCGACGAAUUGAAAGGCUAAGGCAUCCAAACCACGUCCCACUCCAUUGCGGCAGAACGCCGGCUGUUUGGCUACGGAAUUCCUCUUGCUUCACACCGAUUAACAGAUUGAUCUUGUGUUGUAGGCGCUUUUAUCUUGCGAAGUUCCCGCAUCAAAACAAGUGGCGCUUCGUCGCGACCCGAUUGCGCUGCCAGGGCGUACCGAUCCGAGGCAGCUUGACGCGCCGUUGAGCACACCUCAAUAACUCGAGGGGCCUGCACAACAGAUUCCGAGCUUGGCUUUCCUCCCCGUGGAUAUGCCCAUAAUACUAUCACCCAUAACAAUAUGGCGGAACCAAAAAUGGAGCUAGAGGACUGGUUGGAUGAUCUUUGCGUCCGCUUCAUCAUCAACCUGCCCGCAGAAGACCUGUCGUCGGUCGCGCGAAUAUGCUUCCAAGUCGAGGAAGCACAAUGGUUCUAUGAGGAUUUCAUCCGUCCGCUGGACCCAACACUGCCGUCCAUGUCUCUGCGCAGUUUCUGUCUGCGUAUUUUUCAACAUUGCCCACUGCUUGCGUCUUUCCCGGUCGAAAACCACAUGCGAGCCUUCGAGGAAUUCCUGCAGUACAAGACCCGCGUUCCUGUGCGGGGUGCCAUCAUGCUCAACGAGGCCAUGGACUCGACUGUACUGGUCAAGGGUUGGAAGAAGGGCGCGAACUGGAGUUUCCCUAGGGGAAAAAUCAAUAAGGAUGAAGACGAUCUUGACUGCGCUAUACGCGAGGUCUAUGAGGAGACCGGCUUCGAUAUCAGAGCUGCUGGCUUGGUUCCCAAGACCGACGAGGUCAAGUACAUAGAGAUCAAUAUGCGCGAGCAGCAGUUGCGCCUCUACGUCUUCCGGAAUAUUCCAAUGGACACCCACUUCGAGCCGAGGACCAGGAAGGAAAUUAGCAAGAUCCAGUGGUACAAGCUCUCUGAGCUCCCAGCUUUCCGAAAGAAAGGCCACCAGCAAUACGACGCGGCGGCUGCAUCGAACGCCAACAAGUUUUACAUGGUGGCUCCCUUUUUGGUGCCUCUGAAGAAAUGGGUUGUUCAGCAGAAGAAACGGGAUGGCUUGCGGGCAGCCGGCUCCAGUCUUGCUGCCCAACCCAUUCACGAGGAGGGUAUCACGGAGGAUGAACUGGGAAUGCACGUUGACCACGUUCCCCAGCAGACCGCCGCAACGCCUGCCAUUGAGACAUUCGAGGGUGCCAACCGCGAGCUGCAACGGCUGCUCCAGGUGCAACCUUCGACUCAGGGACUGCAAGGGACCGCAGGGGGCCAUGCGCCGCCCGAUCCAGGUCAAGACAAGGGCAACGCGCUACUCGCGCUUCUCCAGGCCGGACCUACGGGGGGUGCGGCGCAGGUGCAUCCACCAUCUAAUCCCCCGCCCCAUACUCCCCUGGACCACAUUCUCUCAGGUGUGCCUGCUGCCCAGCCGCCGACACCUCAUCAUCAUAACCAUGUUCGACAGAUGCAUCACAUACCUCCUCCGGACUUUCCACUCGGGCCCCAUUCAGGUGAAAACCAAUCCAUGCCCCACAUGGGUCAAUUCCCCGGCCAGCUCGUUGGCAAUAAUCGAUAUGGGCCUGGACAUCUCCCCUCAGCAGGCCGCACCGCUGCCUUGGGUCAGCUGCCAGGCGGCCCCGGCCAUGCCGGGCCGCCUGUAGCAGGUGGGGUGCCCAACCCAGCAGCAUUCGCUCACCAGCUUCCGCAGCAUUUCCUUUCUUCAGGCCCGAGCCAUCAAGCAUACCCCAAGCCAGCGGAGAAUAUACCUCCAGCCCCGCAGCUAAGCACCCAUUCCAUGUCUCUCCUUAGUGCCUUGAGAGGAAAUGUCACCCGCCCUACAGACAGCGCACCAGCCAACCCCCCUGAGCCUGAGCCCAUGUCCCAAGUCAUGCAAGUCUCGCAGACGACCAUCGCAACACAAACAUCUCAGCAGUUUAUCGACCAGGCAUUAAGGAUGGCUGGAUCCCCGAGGCCCGUCCAGUUGGACGUCCAGGGACAGACGUCGGCGCAAACACACAAGAACGCGCUUUUGGGAAUGUUCAAGUCUCCGACCCCAAAUUCAGCAGCAAGGCAAGGGGCAAUCACGAUCAGCAACUUGGAUGGGACCGGGUCUUCAACGGGGCUGCAGUUUGCAAAUCUACCUCACCCUGAAGCGGCGAGCUCCGCCGCUGAAACCAUUCGAGCUGCAGCGCAGACCAGCGGUGGGCCGACCCAGAUGGACCCAACCCUACACUUACCAUUCGGGGCGCUCAAGCUUCUCAGCCGUCCCCAGGGUUUGGAGCGCGGUAGCGCACCUGAUCCUGCAUUGGCUUCAUCAUAUGGUUCCCAAGCUUCCCAUCUUACAAUGGACAAUAUAUACCGGCCAGUCUCUGUAGGCAAUCAGUCAUCUGCGGUAGCUGGCCAUCCCCACUUAUCAGCGCAGCAGCCUAAUCUACCACAACCCUCUCCCUCCCAGGCAUAUCUGGGACAGCCCGUGCCCAAUAGGACGCCGUCUGCGACCGGCAUGCCGGGUUUCCUAGCCCAGCAGCAACAGCAGGCAGCUAGACGUCCAUCACAGGCGACACCAGAGCAGAAGACGCUGCUGUUGUCGUUGUUUAGCAAGCAACAAACACAGCAGGUACCUCUAGCGGACGAAAAUACUGGCAAGGGCAAGGAAGUUCCCAUGCCUCUUCCACUCGCUAAUCAGACCACGCGGCCCCUUUCUCGUGCCGCGGUACUCGCGUCUGCUUCGGGCGAAGGAUCGAGAAGUGGCCAACCGUCUCCUAUGGGUAGUCAAACACCCAUAUCCCCUGCAGACAGGAACUUUUUGCUUGGGUAUCUGCAGUCUGUCUCCAACACUGCAACAAAGUAGGAUCUUAAAAUUCUUGGCUCUUUUCUGGGGUAUUCGGAAAAAGGAGAGUAGAUGGAAAGGUGUUUCUCAGGUUAAGGUAGGCUUCUGUUUUCUCUUGUGAGUUCGGAGCGGGCUCGUUUAAUGGAAUCAUAUGUCUUGGUUAUAGUUCGCAUUACCUGGGCAUGCAAGCCUGUUGCCGGCAAGCGCUUUCCAAGCGGACAAUGCUCCUAUGUGUGUUUCUUGCAAGUUUUGGCAGGGAAUGUUGCUUGCGGAGCGUGUGCUGUAUGUACUGCAUCAUUCAGGCAACACGUUGUCUUCAUGUAAAUAAACCAUUGAUAUUAAAUCUUAUGACAGCACAAUGGCAAUGAUCAAAGCUGGAACUUUUGUAAAUAGAGACACCGAAGCCUCCGAGCUUCUGAUUACUAAUUCGAGCAUGUUAGACAAAGUUGGGUCCAGUAUGGAAGUCAUUUACCCUCCAGACGG
Messenger RNA from Pyricularia oryzae 70-15, 3366 nucleotides. Its product is annotated as mRNA-decapping enzyme 2. Gene Ontology annotation, biological process: deadenylation-dependent decapping of nuclear-transcribed mRNA; nuclear-transcribed mRNA catabolic process, nonsense-mediated decay. The record is from RefSeq and is a predicted model, not a curated record. NCBI's taxonomy places the organism in Eukaryota, Fungi, Ascomycota, Sordariomycetes, Magnaporthales, Pyriculariaceae. Gene Ontology annotation, molecular function: RNA binding; manganese ion binding; 5'-(N(7)-methylguanosine 5'-triphospho)-[mRNA] hydrolase activity. Gene Ontology annotation, cellular component: cytoplasm; P-body. The transcript is spliced from 2 exons. Bases 358 to 2904 code for a protein of 848 amino acids.